AUGGCUUCGAGCAACAUUCUACACCUCCCGUUCCCAAUCAAGCGCUACAUCUCGACCAAAUAUGACCAACAUCCGGACAUGUUCACCACCGACCUCGAGCACAUAGACCACCUCCGACAUGCUGCUGUCCACGCCCUCGAACCUCACACCAGCGGUGUCCGCAAGAUUCAGCAGUAUGCUGCCCAACUGGUCUGGAUGGGCGCAAAGUUCCCCGUCGACAUCGGCUACAACACCCAGCGACCCUUGUCUCAAGACAACAUCCGCUUUGAGCUCGCCAACAUCCUCUUCAACCUGGCCGCCAUGUACUCGCAACUGGCCAUGUCCUCCAACAGAAGCACUGGAGAUGGCCUGAAAGCUGCCUGCAACUACUUCUGCCUGUCUGCCGGUGUCAUCUCUCAUCUGAAAACGACCAUUGUCCCAGAUAUGAGGACUGCUCCUCCAGAAGACAUGGACACCUCUACACUUGAAAGUCUAGAAUAUCUUAUGCUCGCUCAAGCUCAGGAAUGCUUCUGGCAAAAAGCCGUCAAGGAUGGUCUCAAAGAUGCCAGCAUUGCAAAACUCGCUGCUAAGGUCAGCGACUUCUACAACGAGGCCGGUGAUUGGGGCAUUAAGAGCGAUUCCGUCAGCAGCGAAUGGAUUCACCAUAUGAACGCUAAGCACCACCACUUUGCUGCUGCUGCCCAAUACCGUGCCGCCUGUGACUGUCUGGAGAAGAGAAAAUACGGCGAGGAGGUUGCUCGUCUGCGCGACAGUCUCAAAUGCGCUGAUGAGGCUCUGCGCGAGGCCAAAUAUGUCAACAAGGCUGUACAAGACGACCUGAAUGGCCUUAAGACAAGAGUCUCAGAAGACCUGAAGAGAGCCGAGAAAGACAACGACAUGAUCUAUCUUUUACCCGUGCCGCCUAAGUCGGAGCUUAGAACGCUUGACAGAGCGAGCAUGGUGACUGCCAGGGUGCCUAAGGAAGUCUCGGAACCAUUGACCAUGCUAGGAGACCACGGGGAACUCGGCAAACCGCUCUUCUCGAAGCUGGUACCAUAUUCAGUCCACGUCGCAGCAAGCAUCUAUGUGGACAGGAGAGAUCGACUAGUAAACAACACAAUCGUACACGAGCUCGAGGAUCUUACCGUGAGAAUACACGAUUUGUUGAAGUCUAUUGGUCUCCCUGGAUCGUUGCAGGCGCUGGAAAAACCACUUGGUCUUCCUCCGAGUGUGGCCAGCCAUGCUGAGGAGGUCCGACAAAUGAAUGGUAUCUACCGACUUCAUGGUGCCAUGGCAGACACAGAGAAACUGAAGAACAGUGACCGCGCCACUUAUCAGGAAGGUGUUGAGAUGCUCCGCUCAGAAUCAGCCGAGGACGAUGCCGCGCGACGAAAAUUCGGGACAGACAGAUGGGCUAGACCGCCCUCAAACGAGGCAUCACGAAAGCUUUACUCUCAAGUCACGGAGAUCGACGGAUACCUCAAGCAAGCAGCUAACAGCGACAAGCUUGUCCAAAAGAAAUUGAAGGACAACGAGGCCUUGAUUCGCCUGCUUGCCGGAACAGACCGUGAUCUCGAGGAUUACGUUCCAAGCAGUCGACGUGCAACGAUGACUACCAAGGUCGAGCGCGAGGCCAACACUCUCCGUGCUGUGCUCAAUGAUAUCGCCCGUUUCGAGAACCGUCGCAAGCGGAAGAUCGAAAAUGUUCGGGCAAAGGCCAAGUCCGACGAUGUCAACGCCGACUUGCUUCGCGAAGCUGCUCGACUCGAAAGAGAGUAUCCAAUGCAGACACUCGAGGCAAUUCAAUUCGAAAGCUUUUUCGAUCAACGACUCGAGAGAUACGCCGCCGACCGCAACGAAAUCAACGAAGAAAAGACCGAACAGGAUGAUCUGCUUGAACGUGUUCAACAAGCAAACAAUUCGUUCAAUGUUGCCAGAAAAGGAGACACUUCUACAAAAGACCGCGAACAAGCUUUGCAGAAUCUGGAAAAUGCAUACCUCGCGUACAAGGAGAUUAUCUCAAACCUUGAGACUGGUCGCAAAUUUUACAACGACCUUGCCAGCAUAGUCACACGCUUCCGCGACGACUGCCGCAAUUUUGUCUAUCAACGACGCGCUGAAGCUUCAGCCCUCGAGAACGACGUUAGCACCUCCAUGGCUCAGAUGAGUUUGCAGAACGCCAACCACACCAACCUGCGCCAACAGAAGCAGCAAGAGACGUUGUUGAAUCAACAACAGCCCCGUGGAACGCCACGGACAGGGCCGCCGCUGGCAGCGCCCUUACCAACCAGAGCCAACGUCGCACCUCCCUCUGUAGCGGCGGCUACGUCGCCUACUCCGGGUAUGUGGACGCCGGAAAUGGGUAUUCGGUUUGGAGGAUCCAGCGCUGCGGCAUCUCCCAUGGCAGCUGCAGCAACCAAUGAUGGUAGUUCUAAUAAAACACGCGACAACAGAUGGGACCCAAGCACACAGAACAUCCAGUUCAGGUAG
Aureobasidium pullulans EXF-150 is the source of this 2469-nucleotide messenger RNA. RefSeq names its product BRO1-domain-containing protein. Bases 1 to 2469 code for a protein of 822 amino acids. Gene Ontology annotation, cellular component: endosome. The transcript is spliced from 4 exons. Lineage: Eukaryota; Fungi; Ascomycota; Dothideomycetes; Dothideales; Saccotheciaceae. Gene Ontology annotation, molecular function: protein binding. The record is from RefSeq and is a predicted model, not a curated record.